AUGGAACCAUUGCUCCAUGACACGAUCCUUGCCCUAGAACAUCAGACGUGGAAGGCUUUGACGCAUUCAGGCGCCGCUCUCCUUCCAUACCUCAGUCGAGAUUGCAUUAUGCUGUUCCCCCUGGGCAUGAAGGUGUCGGCCAAAACAUCACCUAACCUCGACGAUGUCAUGAUGAGCGAAGCCUUCAUUCCUUGGAGAUGGUACAAGUUGAACGAUGUUGAGGUAACGGCGCUGGGAACAGAGGCAGCUAUCAUCACCUACCGAGUCAUGGCUGCAAGACAGCGCCUUUCGGACAAUGAGGAGGAGGAGGAAACCGACGACGACGACGACAAUCAACCACAAGAACAGUUUCGAGCAUUGGUCUCAAGCACCUGGCGGAAGGAUCCUGAAGCAGGGAAAUGGUUGAUGUGUGUUCAACAGCAGACACCGUAUCCUAACGACAUUGAUGAUUGA
Capronia coronata CBS 617.96 is the source of this 453-nucleotide messenger RNA. RefSeq lists its product as uncharacterized. The record is from RefSeq and is a predicted model, not a curated record. NCBI's taxonomy places the organism in Eukaryota, Fungi, Ascomycota, Eurotiomycetes, Chaetothyriales, Herpotrichiellaceae. The coding region runs from base 1 to 453 and encodes 150 amino acids. The transcript has a single exon.